Molecule: messenger RNA, 5787 nt
Organism: Thamnophis sirtalis
Lineage: Eukaryota; Metazoa; Chordata; Lepidosauria; Squamata; Natricidae
Source: RefSeq, a predicted model, not a curated record
AUGAAGGCACAAGUGGUGGAUUGUAGGCAGUACACCCCGGUAUGGGUGUACGGGAGCCAGCGCGGAGCACUGGAUACCAUUCCGAUUUCAACCUUGCAAUCAAACACCCUCACUCGGAAAGUGAAGCGGACCCUGCCUAGCCCCCCACCAGAAGAAGCUCAGAUUCCUCUGACCAGCCAAGCCCACUCACAGAUGUACAUGCCUGGCUUCAUGCCAAAGGGUAUUGGCGGGCAGCCCAUCCAAGUGACCAAAGCCAGCCUCCUUAGAGAACUCGACCGGGACUUGAAGCUGGUAGAGCAUGAAUCCACAAAACUGAGAAAGAAACAAGCCGAGCUGGAUGAAGAAGAGAAAGAGAUUGAUGCCAAGCUGAAGUACCUAGAAUUGGGGAUCCACCAGAGGAAGGAAUCUUUGCUGAAGGAUCGGAAUAUUCACGAUUAUCCGUAUUUGAUGCGCUUGGGAGAGAAUCGAGAUUAUAUGUCAGACAGCGAACUAAAUAACCUUCGCCUCUCUGGUUAUGAGACUGGAAGCCUCCUGACAAGGCCCAGCGCCACCCCUUCUAACCAAUAUGCAGAAUUUUCCAGCACCCAGUAUACUUCAACAACUUCCUACACCCCAUACCAGUACUCCUCAGUUCAGACCGCUGCACAAGGGCCAGCUGCAUUCCAGCAAACAAGAUUUCAACCUCCAUACUAUCCUCCAGCAAGCAGUGGUCCUACUCAACAUGAUUUCCAGCCAAACCAGAUGCCUGCUUACCCUUCCCAAACUACAUACCAGGCACAUAGCUUCACCCCAAGUACUGGGUAUCAGUCUGAACUGGGCCUACAGAGCCACCAAGGCUUCUGCCCACCUUACCAAGUUCAGACCGCUUAUCCCAGUCAGCCUGCUCAGGGUGCUCUUCUUCAGACUCAUGCAGACACCCACACAACCUCCCAGAAACCAAGACAGACCUCACUGGCUGACUUAGAGCAGAAGAUCCUGACCAAUUAUGAAGUCAUUAGCAAUCCCACUGUGGUGAUUUCUGCUGCGACUCCAGAAGUGAUCUACAGCACCGCAACAGUGACCAGCAGUUAUGAUCAACACAAAGCCCCAGAAGGGAGGCCAGGAGAUAGGAGCAGUGCUGCACAAAGUCCCUCUACAAGCUAUUCUUCUGACUCUCUAUAUACCAAUCUAGAGCAAAACAUUCCUCGGAACUAUGUGAUGAUUGAUGAUAUCAGUGAAUUAACCAAAGAGAGCAGCACAGGGGAGGGUCAGAAAGGAGAUUUGCCAUCACACAGCAGCAAUGGGCUGCCUAUCAAAGAAAAGAGGGAGGUUGCAGAUGUAGAUGUCUCUAGCAGACCUUGUUGCUAUUCAAAAGGAGAAGAGUCUGAAGAGGAUAUUUAUGAUCAUCAUGGUCCAGACCAUCGGGGGAAAAGCUAUCCUAAAGGCACAGAGAGCAAUGGGAGAGUAUCAGGUAGUUCGUAUUAUUAUGGAGACAGUGAUUAUAGGUCAUCCUCUCGUCCAGACAAGCAUGGAGCAAGUAUGGGAGUACAAAAACACUCUUCAAAAAAUCUGGCCCCUGCUGUCAUCUCUUCCAAGCGCAGCAAGCAUAGGAAACAAGGUAUGGAGCAGAAGAUCUCCAAAUUCUCCCCUAUAGAAGAAGCCAAAGAUGUAGAAUCCGAUCUGGCCUCCUAUACAGCGACUACAUCAGUUAGUAGCAGCAGUGUAGCAUCCAGAGCAAGGAAAAUGCAAGAUGAUAUCACUUAUGGCCUAAAGAAAAAUGUAUAUGAACAGCAGAAAUACUACGGUGUAUCCAACAGAGAUGGGAUGGAAGAAGAUGAUAGAACAUAUAGUGGUGGGCGAUCAAGAUCCUCUGGAUAUGUGUCAGAAAAACUGUCAAGCCGUGAAAUUAGAAGCAGAUCUUAUGAAAGAGAGAGCAUGGAGAGGCCUCAGAAAGGAAGCUCCAAGCCUUCCUCCCUUAGUAUGAGUCAGAGUCGUGGGCGACCUCCAAUUCGCACGCAAACUUCAGAAGAAGAAAGUCCUAUCAGUCCAUUGGGGAAAUCCGUGGGCGUAUCGCGAUCCUCAGGUGGUCCUCUUCCUCAGUCAGCUGGAGACAGUUGCUCCCAGUUUUGCUCUAGUCACUCAUUGCCUGAUGUACAAGAACAUAUUAAAGAUGUGCCAAGAACCCACUCUUACAAACACGAAGAAGGCUACAUCAUGGACGAUUCACACUGUGUUGUUUCAGACAGUGAAGCCUACCACUUGGGCCAAGAGGAGACGGACUGGUUUGACAAACCAAGAGAACCUCGUUCAGAGAGGAUGAGGCAUUACGGUGGGCAUUCCUCAUCCUCUCAGAGGAGAGGUCCAGUUAAACACACCUAUCAUGAUUAUGAUGAGCCCCCAGAUGAAGACUUGUGGCAUCACGAUGACUAUUCCCACCCACGUCACCCUUCCUCCAAAGAUCACAGGAACCAUGGAGAUUAUGGGCGACAUUCAUCUUCCUCCCGCCACUCCACUGAUGACCUACCCAAGAGAUCAUCCAGGCAACACCCAAGGGACCCAGUCCGCCAUGAGCCACAUGGACGCGGACAUGGGCAGCCCACUUCCCAGAAGAAGGCUCAGCAACCAGAUUCAAGAACGCAGCAAGGUUAUCCUCCCAGCUCCUCGGAGUACCCUCAACAGUCGCGACAGCCGUCUGGCUAUCAUCAUACCUCAGAGUCCCAGAAAUCCCAGAGGCAGAUGCAACAUGGGCUGCCAUCUCAGCAGCCAAAAUCCGAGCCUCUGUCUCACCAACAGCAGCAGCAGCAGCAGCAGCAGCAGCAAAAGCAGCAGCAGCAACAACAGCAGCAGCAGCAGCAGCAGCAGCAGCAACCCAGGCAACAGCAAGUUGGGCAGCAGCAACCAUCAUCUAGGCAGCAGCAACCACCAGGCAGACAACCUCAGCAACAGCAUCAAGCAGGUCCUUCUCAUCAACAGCCUCAACAGGUUCGGAUGCAGCAGCAACAACCACCACCACCACAACAACAACAACAACCGCAACAGCCACCACUGGGAACCCAAGCCCAACCAUCCUUACGGCCAGCCCAACAGCAGCCUGGUCAGCCUCAGCCAUCAGGCAAACCACAGCCAACUGCCCAAGCACAACCUAGCACUCACCAAGCAGGACCAGCUAAAGCAGAACAGCCGGAUGUAUCCAAGCCUACCACAAAAGUGCCACAGGUGGGGAAAGCACCCCAGACACAACCACAGGGGACAGCUGGAGGCAUUAAAUUGGGCCCCAAACCAACAGGCGCAUCCUUAUCUACAGGAGCAGCAGCUGGACAGCCAGGAGCAGAGGGUGAAAGUGUCUUAUCCAAAAUCCUGCCAGGAGGGGCAGCAGAACAAGCAGGCAAAUUGACAGAAGCCGUAUCAGCUUUUGGCAAGAAAUUCACAUCGUUUUGGUGAGAAUACAAUAUUCGGCAUUUGGGGAAAUAAGUGAAAUCUCAUCCUUGCACUGGAAAAACCUAUGAAGAAUCCAUUGGAAUUCAUUUGCCACUCUGAACUCUGGGUAUAAUACUUUUGAAACCAUGGAAAACCACUAGGCUCAGAGAACGAAACAGAAGAGCUGUUCAUACAAAUUUAUUCCUGUGGAUGUCAUAAGAUGCUCUUGGAGGGUGCCUGAGCCAACGGUCACAAAGGACUUUCAAAGCCACUGUUGUCAAUCCGUGUUCUGCAAGCUCAAGGGUUGAAAGCAGAUUCUUAGACUGAGAAGAUGUACGUAAGAAGGUGCAAUUAAGAGAAGAAGGGCUUGUCACACAGGCAUGCCACUUUUCUGUUGCUUGAGAUGUUUGGGACUCCAGAAACUACCUAUGACUGUAGUUCCAUUUGUGCCUAGCAUCUGAUUUUGAGAACCAUGGCCUUCUCUUAGGAUUAUACACAAAGUUACUGAAUUUUAACUCUAGUUCUUCAUAGGUUUUUCCCAUUCUUCAAAAUGUGCUUGAACUGAGGGCUGGGAGCUGGAUGCUCCAUUCUCCUUCACAUUCCAGUUUGCCCCAUCAACCCCCAUCCCUUCCAGUGUUUGUUCCCUCUCAUCAUCCCUGCAAUGGAAAGUCUGGGACGAAGGGAACUCUGACUAGGACCUAACACUGUUUCACUACUGAGUUAAGAGGCCAUAGGACUGAAAGGCAGUGCGAACUGGCUGACUAUUGACUGACACAAAUGCUGGCCAGGCAUGUCUUAUCAGCCACCCAAAGCCAUCCUGAAGCCAUUCUAAAGCAUUCAAAUGGCAGUGCUUUUCAUUGUUAAUGUUGUGCAUUGUUUUAUGUAUGCCUGGGAUUUUUUUGUUUUAAAAAAACAGCCUUAAUCAUUCCACUUUUAUUUACAUGUAUACCUCAUUGGUGCCCAGAAACUGGGGGCUUGGUUUAUUAUUUUUUGUGAGGUUCCUUUAAUUUUUUUCUUUUCUUUUCUUUUGCCUAGUAUCAUACAUCAUUAAUCUCUUAACUUUGUACUGAGUUAGCAUCUGAGCUGUUGUCGGCAGAAGCAAUAGAGUGCAGAAGGCUAUCAAGAGCACAAUCCAAUGUGAUGAGAAGAGCUUGCCUCUGCCAUCCUCCUUUAUCCUACUGUGCAAUUCAAGUCCUUCUUAAGCCAUUAUCGGUGGGCAUGCUCAGAAAGAUGGAGGAGCUACUUGGAACAGCGUGUUGGUAAACCUGCCCACUUGGAGCUCUUUGCACUGUAAACGGCAAGAGCCGAAAGAACACCCUGGGAAACAGCUCCUUUGGUGUUUUGUUUUUUUUUAACUUUUUUCGUUGUAAAAAAAAAAUCCAGUAAAUGUACAAUGCUCCAGUUCCCAUUUGUUUGUGCUGUUUCCUGCCCGUCUUUCAUCCACGCUGAGCAUGUUCAAGAACAACAAUUCAUUGGUGUGACCCAUAGGAGCUUCCAUUCACCAAGGGUAACAGCAAAAUGAUUCUCAUGUCUAAUGUUCUAUGCAAUGAAAUUACAAAAUUUUAAAGACAACUGUUAAUAUUUAAUAAGUUCAAUGUUAUGUAUAAGGAUUUAAUUGCAAACGUGCUAUCAAGAACCUGGAUAGAUAUAUUUAUAUCAAACACCUGUGUGUAUGAAGUUUCCAAUUAGUGGCAUGCUUCAAGGGACACUUUUGCCAAAGGGUAGCCAUAGAGCCAGUGACUGUCUCUGUCUGUAGUAGAGCAUGGCUUGCUACUUCUCUGCACGGUUUCAUCGACUUAGAAUGCUUGCCGUUCGUUCUUUGCUUGAAAUUCUUUUUCUUUUCUUCCAGUUGGUUCAUCUUCUUUACUGAAUGCCAUUACAGAUUUAUGCACUUGUUAUUGAAGCCCUGUCGAUGAACACCAAGAAGAGUAAUUAUUCCACAGAACAUUACACUAGAUUUUAUAUAUUUAAUUACACUCACUCUAGGCCCCUUGACACGUCCUCUCCUGCCAACUGCCUAGGGUCUACUCUUAGGGGCUUCUUGGCAUGGUCCAAACCUAAUGUACAUUCCUCCUGUCCAAAAUGUAAAUGAAAAUCCUAUUUAAUCAUUCAAAAAUUACUGUCUAGAAAAGUAUCCCAAGAAUGAAAUGACAAUGCCAGCUGGCGGCCCCUCGGGGGAGGGCCUUCUCUGUUGCUGCUCCGGCCCUGUGGAACGAUCUAUGAUCCAAACCUAAUGUACAUUCCUCCUGUCCAAAAUGUAAAUGAAAAUCCUAUUUAAUCAUUCAAAAAUUACUGUCUAGAAAAGUAUCCCAAGAAUGAAAUGACAAUGCCAGCUGGCGGCCCCUCGGGGGAGGGCCUUCUCUGUUGCUGCUCCGGCCCUGUGGAACGAUC